This is a messenger RNA of Papaver somniferum (opium poppy), 975 nucleotides long. RefSeq lists its product as uncharacterized. The transcript has 3 exons. The coding region runs from base 1 to 975 and encodes 324 amino acids. The record is from RefSeq and is a predicted model, not a curated record. Gene Ontology annotation, molecular function: zinc ion binding. Lineage: Eukaryota; Viridiplantae; Streptophyta; Magnoliopsida; Ranunculales; Papaveraceae.
AUGGCGGCUACCGGGAAGAAUGAGAAUAAUGGAAUAUUUCCUCUGGCAUAUGGUAUUGUAUCAGCUGAAACUGUUGAGAAUUGGCAUUGGUUCUUGAAGAAACUAGAAUCUAUCUUGGGUCCUCGUGUACAUUUGAAGAAUAAUGUCCGCAGUAAGACCAACAAGAAAAAGGGAGAGCAUUUUGCUGCGAUGGGUUUGUUCAAAGAAUGUUUCUAUUCAUCGACUCAUGAAGGCUUUGAUCAGGGUAUGCAAAAGUUGAAGGAUAUGGGAUGUGAUGGUCUUCACAAAUUCUUGAGUGAGAUUCCAGUGGAAUGUUGGUCCAAUGCACAUUGUCUGGGCUGUCGUUACGGCGACAUGUGUUCAAACAUUGCAGAGUCCUUCAACUCUUGGAUCAAGGAAGCAAAAGGUAUGCCUAUUGCAACACUUGUUAACUGGAUCAGGCUUAAAAUUAUGGAACAGAUGAGUACAAGGAAGAGGAAGGGGGCGACGUAUAAAGGAUUCAUUUGUCCCAUGCUAGAGAAAAAAGUGUUGGCUUCCAUUCGUGCUGGUGUCCAGUGGAGAAUAACCAAGUCUGUUGACAUGGAGUGGGAAGUUUUUGAUGGAAAGCACACGCAUGCUGUUAAUAUUGCGAGGUUUCAGUGCAGCUGUAGGGUUUGGUUUAUUGUGCAGUUCCCUUGUGAUCACGCUAUUGCGUGUAUGCAUUCAAACAACAUCAACGUUUACGAGUACAUUAAUCCGUAUUUCAGCAUUUAUAGCUUCUGUGCUUCGUAUGAUCGUCCUAUCAAGCCCAUUCCUGAUUACGACAAUCCUAUUGAUGUUGCUACUGGAGAUCUCGUGAACCCACCAACUGUCGUAGGAAAAAAACAUGGUAGGCCGAAGAAGAAGCGGAUUCCUAACACAAGUAGUGCAAGUUUCAAGAGACCAAUUACGUGUGGUAACUGCCAUACUCAGGCACAUCAUAACAAGACGACGUGA